Messenger RNA from Formica exsecta, 2799 nucleotides. RefSeq names its product glutathione S-transferase-like. Gene Ontology annotation, biological process: glutathione metabolic process. The transcript is spliced from 5 exons. Lineage: Eukaryota; Metazoa; Arthropoda; Insecta; Hymenoptera; Formicidae. The record is from RefSeq and is a predicted model, not a curated record. Bases 302 to 925 code for a protein of 207 amino acids. Gene Ontology annotation, molecular function: glutathione transferase activity.
CCCAAGUACGAAGCAGAGCGCGAGUAGUGUCGAAGGAAACCGGUGGUCCUCCUGCUGUGCCGCGCCGUAUCCUAUUCGGUGCGACUUGACUUAGUUCCGUGUCGGCGCAUCGAGUGCUUUUAUCCGGGGUUAGUGAGAGAGAUUUUUACGAGGGUGUGCGGGGUGAGUCGGAGAUUCGCCGAUGCGAUAAAUCGUCGCGUCAUGAGUCGAGUGAUUACAAUAUAAUCCUUGCCCGCAUAUAUCUGUUCAUAGACGCCGCCGCUAAGAUUGAUAACGCGUUUUCAGAUCGCGAUCGAGGAAGAUGGCUGAGGAGCAGCCGAGGUACAAAUUGAUCUACUUUAAUGCACGAGGUCGUGCCGAGCAUAUUCGCUACAUAUUCGCUUACGCGGGCAUCGAUUAUAUUGACGAGAGAAUCACCAACGAUUGCUGGCCUGAGCUUAAAAAAUCGAUGCCUUACGGGAUGCUGCCAGUUCUGGAAAUCAACGGUAAGCCGAUAGCGCAAAGUAACGCCGUGGCACGUUACCUGGCCCGUGAGCAUAAUCUUGCCGGCAAAGACGAGUGGGAAUCGAUGCUCUGCGACGUGCUCGUCGAUACUCUUGGAGAUCUGAAACAAUUCAUUUUUCAAUAUCGUACGGAGGAGGAUCUCUUUAAGAAGGAGGAGAAGAAGGCGAAACUACUGAAGGAAACGAUACCGUUUUACCUGAAUAAAUUCGAACAAACGGUCGCCGAGAACGGUGGUUACGCGGUCGGCUCUACGACUACGUGGGCGGACUUUGUGUUCACGGUGGCGUUGGAAAACUUUGAGAACAUUUUCGGUGCAACCGCUUUAGAGAAUUAUCCGGCAUUACGCGGCUUGAAGAAACGAGUGCACGAAAUUUCCGCAAUCGCCGACUGGCUGGCCAGACGACCUCAUUCCGAGUUCUAAAAUGUCGUUUCGACGACGGAAACUGAAAGGUGGCAUCGACAUCAUAAACAAGUAUACAUAUCCGCGCAUGUAUGUAACUCUUGUUGUCCCUGCGACAACGAGUCUCAAUAUCUCGCGUGUAAAAUCGAUAUUAAUCGUAUCAUACUAAGCGAUACCUUUAUUAGAACUAUUCUUUUCGCGCGCGGAUGCAUUAUUUUUCUUUUGCUUUCUAUAUCCGAAAUAAUGCUUAAAAUUUUGUUCGCUAAUUUUCGAACAAUUUGAAUUUCGGAUCUUAAAUUGUUCAGAUCUUUCGCGAUACCGAUUUAUUUUUCCUCAUAUCUGCUUUAAAAAUGUAAUAUUAUACAUGCCUACUCUAGAUAGAGAAAAGAAUAUUACCUAUAUUGUGUAUUUUUCAAAUAAAAGCCGCAUAAUUUCCUUCACUAUUUGAAGGAAAACCACAGAUUUCUAUAUUAUAUCUAGACUGCUAACAGCGAUGUGACAGGCAGCCAUUUAUUGAACAGAAUAGAAUCAGGCUGUCAAUCAAUAUUUAUUUUUGAAGGGAAAUAUUUAAUAUAACUUUUAUAUUAAAUAUAUACAAAACCUUUAUAUUAAUAUUGCAACUUUCCCUUCAAAAACAAAUAUUGAUUGACAGCCUGGUUAUAUUCUACUCAAUUGUAAAUGGUUGUCCUGACUUCACCUGUCACAUCGCUGUCAGCAGUCUAGUAUAUAUAUAGAAGCCUGUGACGAAAAUAAAAAAGAUUUUUCAAAAAUACUGUCGUUUUUAUCUUAUUAUCAAUUUAUCUUAGAUCUUAGAAGAUAAUUUUGUCACGUAUGCGAGUUAAAAUCUUAUACAGGUCGUUGGUCAAUUUUAAAUUGUUUACUGUACUUAUUUUCGUGUGUGACGAGACGAAAUUAUACGAAAAAUACACAAAAGAUUAUUAUCGGAAUGGAUGUCUAGAUAAAGCUUGUUCAAUGUGUUCAUUACAACGUGCUUUAUGCAUCGUACAUGUGUGUGAAUGGUAUAUUACUAAUACACAUACAACUUACAUGUUGCCGACAUCGAGAGAGAUUAAGUAUUAGAUAGAUAAAUGUCUCUCGAACAAAUCCCGCGUCUCUCGCUAUAUAAUCGAUAUCGCUUUUAUGUUACACAGAGUAUCAGACUAUACUGUCCCUUGUUUGUUUUGACGAAAUGCAUCUAUCGGAAUAUAUCGAGUACCAUACAGGGUAAUACUAUGUAUUAUAUGUGUGCAAAAAAAGAGACAACAAAAAAAUAUAUCGAACGACGCGCAAAGCGAUCAGUAAAUUUCUUCAAAAAGAACCAUAUGCAUCAAAAGGAAUAUAGUCGAUAAGAUUUAUUGUAAUAAAAGUUUAAAGGUAAUUUAAUGUGCAAUCCCUCAUUUUUAUUGAUAAGAACGUAUAUAGAUAUAUAUAUAGAUAUGAGACUUUAUGAAUGUACUCUAUAAGAGAUAUUAAUGCAACGUCGUUUUUAAAUAUGAUAAUGAAUGAGAAAACACAAUGCUUCUCUAAAAUCUAUUUCACCGAUCGUGUGAAAAAGGCAGCGAAGAUAAGAUAAUAGACUUUCUACAGUGUGCUACAAUAAAAAUAAUAAAGAGCUUCGUGCUUUCGUUGACGCUUCAUCAAUGAUGUAUUCGAUUAUAUAUACGACAACAUAGUCAAUUGUAAUUACGAGAAACAAUAUCUUUUUUUUAGAAGAGAGAAUACUGUAAUAUUAUAAUAAGCGUGAAUGUAUGUACAAUAUUAUAUAUAAUGUUAAGUGUGUGUAUGUGUGUAACGCAUUAAAGCGUAUUGAGGUUAUAUAUGAUGUAAUAUAAAUGUUAUUGUGGUUACAGGAGACGGUACGACUGAUAAUAAUACUGUAAUAAAAAAGAAGCAUA